GAACCAUUUCGCUCCAGCUUCUUUGCUUAGUGACACAAAAGUCCUCGGACGCGCCGACGCACCAAAAUUUCAACCCCACAUGCCCGACCCCGCUAGCGCUGUGCUGCUGAUCGGCGUGGGCGGCUGUCUGUGCGAGUAUGUGGCUUGGUUGCUGCAGCUGGCGCGAGACGCAGCGGCUGAUAACAAUGGCGCGGGUGUCGGGCUCGCAGCACAUCGGUCUUCGCGGUCUCGGCGGUCAACGGCUGCUGCUUCUGCGGGCGCUGCGGCGGCUGCAGGCGCCCGGGGUGGGGCCCUAGCAGGCGCCGCGACCACUGCGGCCCCUGUGGCAGUAGCAGCAGAAGCAGACGGCCCGGCCACGGCUGUAGCAGUAGCCGGGGCAGCAGCAGCAGCAGCGGCAGCGGCCGGGGGUACCGGGGGAGGUGCGCUCUUCGGCCCUAGAGGCCCGGGGGCAGCGACGACGGCAGGCGGGGGCCGUGCGGCUGGCCCCCUUUCCCUGGCGGCAGUGGCAGCGGCAGCGGCAGCACCAGCGGCAGUGCCGUACCCUGCUGAUGGGUGCAGGCUGAGACAGCGGCACCAGCAGCAGCAGCAGCAGCAGCAGCUGCAGCUGCACCAACGGCUGCAGCAGGGGAUGACGGGAGCGGAGGUGGACGCAGCAGAGGUGGAUGCGGCGGAGGUGGCAGCUGUCGCCAAGGCACUCGGGUUGGCAGUAGUACCACGGCGGCCACGGCCAUCGGCAGUAGCAGCAACAGCAUCCGCGGCAGAAGAACCGGCAGCAGCACCGGCAGUAGCAGCGGCAGUAGCAGCUCCCAUCGCCCCCGGGGCCCCUGCGGCGGGGGUGGCCCUGCUGGCGGCGCGGCGGCUGGCGGCGGCGGAGCUGCGGGCUGCCGCCAGCCGCCGCCGCCACCGCGCACGUGACGGCGGCGGCUACUGCUUUCCCUUCCCCUGCCUCGACAGUAGCAGUGACGCUGGCGACCGCGGCGGCGGCGGCGGCGGCGGGUGCUGCUGCCGGCUGUGCUCGGCUUUAUGUGGGCUGCUGUGCAGCGCCCCUCGUGUCGAGGGCGCGGCGGGGUUGGGGCUGCUGGAGAGGCUGUAGCAGCAGGAUGGGUGGCGAGGCGCCGGCGGCGGGUUUUCAGGGUUGGGUGCGUGUGCGCGUGUGUGUUUGUGGCGGCACUCAUUACGAAC
Chlamydomonas reinhardtii is the source of this 1182-nucleotide messenger RNA. RefSeq lists its product as uncharacterized. The transcript has a single exon. Bases 80 to 1093 code for a protein of 337 amino acids. The record is from RefSeq and is a predicted model, not a curated record. NCBI's taxonomy places the organism in Eukaryota, Viridiplantae, Chlorophyta, Chlorophyceae, Chlamydomonadales, Chlamydomonadaceae.